AUGGCGACGACGAUUUCCUCGAGGUUCGCCGUGGUGCCCAGGCAGCGGUGGCGGCAGCAGCAGCAGCAGCCGUCCGUCCUGUCCCAGUGGCACGCCGUGGUCUUCUACUUCGUGCUGGUUUUCGCGGACCAUAUGCAGAACCCGUACGAGUACAAGCUGUACUACUACAACAAUCUCGAGCAGAAGGCGAUCGCGCAAAUCUACGCCAUCGGGGCUCUCGGAGGCUGCUUCGCCGAUCUCUGGGGACGUUCGUUCGCCAAGCGCGUGGGCUGGAAGCUGUCUGCGGCGCUUCUGCUGGCGCUGCUCAUGCAGUCCUGCCUGAUGAAGAACACCGAUGACCUGCUAACGCUGAUGAUCUCAAAGAUUCUGGCUAAGAUCUGCGUGCUCACACUGUUCCCGCUGGCCGUGGGCCAGUUCAGCGCCCGCACCAAGCCGUCCGAGACGGCCACCAUGAUAGGCAACGGCUUCAUCGGCAUCGUCUCGGGUGUGACUGGCAGCCUGCUGUGCGACGUCAUCUACUUCGACUGCUUCAUCAUAUUCUACAUCGCCGCGUUCGUCCUGGGCGCCCUGUUUCUCUUCCACUGGCUCGCUCCGCCGCCGCAGUCCAUCAGGGAGUUCCUGGAACCGUACCGGUCCGACCGCGUCGUCACUCUUGCCGUGCUUUCCUCCGAGGCGGGCCUGUGGUGCUGCAGCACCGUCGUCGAGGCCUAUUGGACGCCCCUGGUCAACCCUUCUAAGAUGAACGUCGGCCUGCUGUACGCCCUGUACUGCCUCUUCCACGUCUUCGGCGGCUGCUUCUUCCGGGUGACCCGCGUGGUCGGGGCGACGCCACGCUACACCCUGACCCUGGCGUGCCUCUUGGCGGCUAUCGGCAUGUUUUUCGUGGCGGCUGCCAUGCCCCUUUACCCGGACUCGGUGCUGGUCAUCGUCAUGGCCAUGCUGGCCUUCCACUUCGCCCUCGGUUUGUGGGGCGUCGCGCUGCGCAAGCUUCGGGACUGCGUCCCGCUGUCGCCCCUGAACGAGACCUACUGCCCGCAGCGCGGGUACGCCUGGUCGGGGCCGUGUUGUUGA
Messenger RNA from Rhipicephalus microplus (southern cattle tick), 1071 nucleotides. RefSeq names its product molybdate-anion transporter. The record is from RefSeq and is a predicted model, not a curated record. Gene Ontology annotation, molecular function: molybdate ion transmembrane transporter activity. Lineage: Eukaryota; Metazoa; Arthropoda; Arachnida; Ixodida; Ixodidae. Gene Ontology annotation, cellular component: membrane. Gene Ontology annotation, biological process: molybdate ion transport.